AUGGCGCAGGGCGUGCCCGGUGCGCUACAGCCCUUCCGGGGGCAGCGCCAGCUGCAGCCGGGCAUGCGCGUACGCAUCGGUGCGCAUCUCGUGACGGUCCAGCGCUUCCUGAGCCAGGGCGGCUUCGCGUGUGUCUACCUUGUGCAGGCCGAGGCGCCCGUGCGUCUGCCUGGGCGGCCUGCGCCCGGCGACACGCAGCUCGUGCUAAAGCACAUGUGCGUCUGGGAUAAGGGGACGCUGGCAACGGUCCGCGCCGAAGUCGACCAUCAUCGCGCCCUCCAGGGCCACGAGGCCAUCGUGCACUUUGUCGAAGCGUCGGCAGCCACACUCGCUGGCGGCGGGUGGGAGAUAUUUAUCCUGAUGGAGUACUGCCGCGGCGGCGGGCUGAUCGACUUUCUAAACAGCCGUCUGCAGCACCGUCUCUCCGAGACCGAGGUGCUGUCUAUCUUCCGCGACGUGUGCGAAGGCGUGCAGGUCUUGCACCAUCUCGAUCCUGUGCUGUUGCACCGCGACCUGAAGAUUGAAAAUGUGCUUCUUUCUACCGCGGACCCACCGCGCUUCAAGUUGUGCGACUUUGGCUCGUGCAUACCCGUACUGACGACCCUGCCCGCUCGCAGCGCCGACGCGAUCCGGCGCCUCGAGCUCGACCUCCAGCAGCACACGACGAUGCAGUACCGUGCGCCGGAGAUGGUCGACCUUCGCCAGCACGUGCCGAUUACGGAGAAGGCCGAUAUCUGGGCCCUGGGCGUGCUGCUGUACAAGCUGUGCUACUACACGACGCCCUUUGAGGCGCCGGGCGCCGGCGCCCCAGCCAUUAUGCACGCGCGCUACGACGUGCCAGCCACGCCUGCGUACUCGCGCGACCUCCAGGCUCUCAUCCGCUCCCUCCUUCAAGUACGGCCCGAGGACCGCCCCGAUAUCGACACGUUGCUUCGCGAUGUGCGACGGAAGCUUGAUCCUGCGGCACCGAGCCCCGUGGCCGACCCGCCGAAGCGCGCCGCGCGGCCCGAAUCGCUCAUCCUCGAUGUGGACGAGGUAGCGACGCGUUUCCCCUCGGUGGGCGAACUGUCAGCGCACCUCGAUCCCCCGCGGCGCGCGGCCACCGAUCCUGAGCCGCCGGCGCCGCCCGCUGCGCGCUCCGUGCGGGCCAUGGUCGCGGAGAUGAAUUCAAGUGCACGGCCAUCGACGCGUGAGCGGCCCCUCUCUGUGUCGAUUCUUAUGGAGCCAAGUGCAUCGAGCCCUGGAGCGCCCGCGCACACACUCGUGGAUGUCGAUGUGAGCUCCAGCUCGGACGAUGAGCCGGAGGACGCCGGGGCGACAUUCCGUGUGCGUGUGCGCCCAACGGACCCGCAGCGAGCUGCUGAGGCGCCCGCGUCCAUCGUGCCCAGCGCGGCCGAUGCCUUGCAUGACCUGCUCGUGCAUGCAGAGGGCGAUGCCGAUACCACGACAGACUCUGUGUGUGCGCCUGAGACGGCCGAGCUGGACUCGCUGGCCGAGCAUGAGCGGGCCUUACAAGGACUCCUGAAGGGCGAGACGCCCGCUGAGCCGCCGUCCCGUCUUGCCGACCAGCACGAGCGUGCCGCGGCACCGCAUGCGGGCAGUGCGCCGUCUAUGCCCGCGGUGCGCGCGGCGCCGCCCAAACCGCGCAAGCCCAUGGUGCGGCCCAAGCCGGCUGCCUUGUCCCUGGCGGCCGGUACGCGGCGCAGCGCAGUGCACACACCUGCGACGUCUGUGCUGCCCGACUCGCAGACCAAGGUGGCUAGCCACACCGCAUCCACGACACCGCCCAAAGAAUCACCCGUCGCUGACGUGCCAACCGGCGAUCUGCUCGCAAUGAACGAACUGCCAGCCGCGCGGCGUGCGCCCCAGUGGGACGAGCCAACGCCCCCUGCGAAGACGUAUGUGGAUGCCAGCACAUCACCCCGUCGGCCGGCCCUGGCCUUGCCUGUGCCGGCCAAGGAUCCUCCGGCGCCCACGCACGGCAUUGACGCGGGCACAACGGUCAUGGCGCCAACGCCCCGGCAUGCAGUGCCACUCACGCGCUCCACGUCGGCGCAGACGGCGGCGCAGGCGCACGCCCGAGGUGUGCGCCUCACGAAACGCGAGACGCAAGGCAGCCACGAGACACGUGCCACACGCAUGCCAGUCUCGCCGACGGAGGCGUCGGAGCCCUCGGAGGGUGUGAGUGCCCUGAUCCAAAAGUGGCAGUCGCAAACGUUAUAG
Malassezia sympodialis ATCC 42132 is the source of this 2223-nucleotide messenger RNA. RefSeq lists its product as uncharacterized. Gene Ontology annotation, biological process: protein phosphorylation; actin filament organization; actin cortical patch assembly. The record is from RefSeq and is a predicted model, not a curated record. Gene Ontology annotation, cellular component: cytoplasm. Gene Ontology annotation, molecular function: ATP binding; protein serine/threonine kinase activity. Lineage: Eukaryota; Fungi; Basidiomycota; Malasseziomycetes; Malasseziales; Malasseziaceae.